AUGUACUUUGGCCAACCGGAUAAGGUCCCGGAGGACUUCGCGACUACCGGUUAUCCUGUACCGACUCUCACUAACCCCGCCAAGCAUGUCAUGAACUUGGUCAAUAAGAACUUCCCUGGUCACGGCGAUGUCGAAGCACUCGUCGAGCGUCAUAACACAAAAGCGAAGAAAGAUGAGGCAGUAUUCCCCAGGGACGAUGCAGUGUUCCUCGUUUGA
This is a messenger RNA of Perkinsus marinus ATCC 50983, 216 nucleotides long. RefSeq lists its product as hypothetical. NCBI's taxonomy places the organism in Eukaryota, Perkinsozoa, Perkinsida, Perkinsidae. The transcript has a single exon. Bases 1 to 216 code for a protein of 71 amino acids. The record is from RefSeq and is a predicted model, not a curated record.